AAUCACGUGACCAAAACAACAUGGCGGAAAAAAAGUGAAGUUUUCUGCUUUGCUAUAAAAUGUUAAAAACCGACAAAAAACUUCGCCUGAAGACCAAAAAUGGACGUUUUCUGAAUGUCGUUCGUGAGCAUUACCUACGUGAUGAUGUAGCAUGUCACAGUCAAGCCUGUCAGAAAUGUCAACAGCAACAGGAAAAUAUUGGUGAGGUUCUGUUAUCAUCUGACUUGACCCAUUAUGUUGUACCAGAUAUCGAGGUCACUUCAUCAUUCUUGGAAUUAUUUGAGUUUCCUGAAAUUCAAGGAGUGAUAUUCUUUCAAACAGUAAUCAACCAUCUACAGCACCAUGGCAGUCGAAAACUCGUCAACAGGAUAAAAGAAUUAACAAAAGACAAACGACAUGGCUGCGUUAUCUUCUCUAAUGAGUUUUGCAAAGGAGCAUACACCAAAAGACUUGCCGGAGAAACCCUUCAAGAAUGGCAACAAAGGAAUAUAUUUUCUGGUGCUAAAUGGUACUACAAUCACCUUAAAGAUCGUAUUCCCAUUGUCAUGGUAACCAAUGAUAGACAGUCAAUCGAUCUGUUUAGCAAUCAAAUUCUUGGCGUAUUUGUGUUGAGCUUGAAAGAUUAUUUGAAUGACUUUUAUUCUGGACACCGGACUAUAUUAGAUCUUUAUGAUUCCCUACGAGCUGUCAUAGAUGAAGAAAAAUCUGAUCAACAAGUUUCAGAUUUAGAUGCAAAGAAUUAUGUGGAAUAUUUACCCCUUGAUGUCCUUGAAGCUGGUAUUAAAUCUGGCAGAUAUUAUCAAGGCUGUCUUAAUGUUAACAAACACAAUUCACAAUCAGAAGCCUUCAUACAAAGACAGAGUGAGAUAGCAUCUUCUAGUAAGAGUAGCUUAGCCUCUGAUAUCUUGAUACAGGGAAUGGUGAACAGAAACCGUGCCAUUCAUGGAGACAUUGUUGUUGUUGAAUUGUUUCCUAAACCAAUGUGGAAAGGAAAGUCUACAGCACUGAACACAAACGAAGAUACACAAGAUAAUGAAAGAGAGACAAGUGAUGUCUUGCCUACUGGUCACGUGGUUGGUGUUCUGCAGCGGAACUGGCGGGAUUAUAUGGCAACAUUUUCUGAGGAAAUUCAGAUACAAAGUCAAAAGUCAAACAAGGUUCUGGUAGCACCAUGGGACUAUCGCAUCCCGAGAAUACGUAUUUCUACCCGACAAAUAGAUUCCUUGCGAGAUCACAGAAUCGUGGUGCGCAUUGACUCAUGGGAUAUCAACUCAAUGUAUCCCAAUGGGCAUUUCGUUCGUUCUCUGGGUGUAAUCGGAAAUCUAGACACUGAGAUCAGUACUAUCAUGCUAGAGCAUUCGUUGUUUGCACCACCGUUCACUGACAGCCAGCUCAAGGAGUUGCCUAGCAACCGCCCAAAUGCACCCUGGGUAAUGGAUCCAAAAGAGAUCGAGAAGAGACGAGACUUAAGGUCGUCUCAUCUGGUGUUCAGUAUCGAUCCUAAAGGGUGUGAAGACGUUGACGAUACCUUGUCAAUCAGAAGUCUUAGUGGAGGAAGGAUCGAGCUUGGAGUACACAUAGCAGAUGUUACAUAUUUUGUUAAACCAGGAUCCUUGACAGAUGCUGAAGCCCGUUCAAGAUCAACCACAGUGUACUUGGCUGAUAGAAGAUACGAUAUGCUUCCUGAAGUACUAAGUGCUGACUUGUGUUCACUUAUCAGUGGAGUAGACAGAUACGCCAUGAGUGUGAUAUGGGAGAUGGAUUCUAGUUAUAAUGUGAUCAAUGCCUGGUAUGGACGAACAGUCAUCAGAUCAUCCUACAAGCUGUUUUACGAGGUUGCUCAGGCCAUAUCUGAAGGCCAAGUCACCAGACAGGAAGUGAUCGCUGAUGUGCCUGAACUACAGGGAAUGAGCGAAGACAAGGCUUUAGAAAGGCUUAAAGAGCUAAGAUGGUCAAUCAUGAAACUGAUGGAAAUAGCAAGACACUUGAAAUUCAACAAGACAAUAGAAGGUGCACUAGAAUUGGAAGGACUUGAAGUACAAGUCCAAUUAAACGAGAAUAAAGACAUCAAAGAUCUGUCUCCGAAGAAGCCUCUUGAGGUACACGAAACCAUUGCUGAAUGUAUGAUCUUUGCAAAUCACUGGGUUGCCAAGAAAAUAGCACAAGUCUUUCCAACUGCUUCUCUGUUACGUCGCCACCCACUGCCUCGACAGCAGUAUUUCUCAGAUCUCAUUCACUGCGCAGAAUCAAGAGGAUUUUCCAUCGAAACAAGUUCCAACAAGCUGUUGGCAGACUCUUUAGAUGAAUGUGUUGAUCCUGGCGAUCCUACCUUUAACAAGAUUCUUCGUACUUUGGCCACCCAAGCCAUGUCAAAUGCUUUGUAUUUUUCAACUGGUUCUGUGUCUCCCGAGGAGUACUUUCAUUAUGGGCUGGCUCUUGAUCGUUACACACACUUCACUUCACCUAUUCGUAGAUAUGCUGACGUCAUCGUGCAUCGGUUACUGAUGGCUGCGGUGGGGACUGGUGACAAAACGUGCCUAUUAAAUAACAAAGAACUAGAGGAGCUGUGUCAUCAUAUUAACACUAAACACAGAGCAGCCCAACUGGCACAAAAGGAAUCUGUCCAGUUAUUCGAGACCCUGUUUUUCCAGUCCAUGGAAGAGAAUGAUGAACGGCGUAUUGUUGAUGCCAUCAUAUUUAGCAUUAGGUCCAAUGGGUUGUUAGUUUUCGUACCAAAGUACAGUGUAAAAGGUCCAGUGUACUUAAAAGAUAAAAAUGGACAAGUUGUCACGCCAUCUUAUCAUACUGAUGACGGCGUGAUUUUUGGUCCAGGAACAUUAGUCCAGCACAAGUACCACGUUACCGUACAUCAUUCAUCAGGGACAAACACCUUUCAGUUAUUCGACCAUGUGCAGGUACGGGUAUCUGUAUUAGAAUCAAGAGCACACUGUCAGUCAUUGAGGAUGGAUCUGAUCUCACUUAAGACAAGACGAACUCCCCCUUCAGGGGAACUUAUUGAUAAUGUCCAGUCCAACAAGAUGAAGAGAUCUCAACUCGUAAAGGAAGUGCAAAACAAGCAGGAGAAUAGCGUAACACGUGACCUUGACGUCAGCGACGAGUACAAGGCCUUGGUAUCAGAGUACGGUCAGACACAUCCUAGUGUUAGUCUGUACGCCUUGAUGGAACAUUUUAGAGAAAUGUCACUAACAAAGGAUUGACAUAACGAUAUCAAACCGAACAAUAAUCGAUUAGUAUGAAAGACCACAAAGCUAUCAUACAAACCUAGUCUGUAUAUCACUAAUAGAGGAUUGACAUAACGAUAUCAAACCGAACAAUAAUCGAUUAGUAUGAAGCCGACGUUAACCUUGGUGCUUGCAGAUGAAAUCCUAUCAUGUCGGUAAACCAAAAGAGAUUGGAAUCGAUAAGAGAAAAAUAAUUAAAAUUAUUGUAACUAUAAACAAACGAAACAAACUUCUUUAAGACUCUUCUGAAGGUGAAUUCAUCAGGAUUAUAGCUAUCGACUUAGCAAACCAAAAUAUUCUUUGUAGAUAUGACCGAUUAAGGCGGAUCAAAGCAAAAAGGAACCCGCACUAACUUGCAUACUUUAUUCAUUCAUACGAUACUCAAAACCCUUGUUUGCCUUCAAACUCUGUUUAAAUAAAUCUGAGAUUGAACAGACA
Actinia tenebrosa (Australian red waratah sea anemone) is the source of this 3680-nucleotide messenger RNA. RefSeq names its product DIS3-like exonuclease 1. Gene Ontology annotation, biological process: rRNA catabolic process; mRNA catabolic process. The record is from RefSeq and is a predicted model, not a curated record. Lineage: Eukaryota; Metazoa; Cnidaria; Anthozoa; Actiniaria; Actiniidae. Gene Ontology annotation, cellular component: cytoplasmic exosome (RNase complex). Gene Ontology annotation, molecular function: 3'-5'-RNA exonuclease activity; RNA binding.